AUGGUGCUAGAGGCUUCCAUGAUAAUUGUCGACAACAGCGAGAGUAGCAGGAAUGGCGAUUAUGUACCGUCACGAUGGGAAACGCAAGCGGACGCCGUAAACCUAAUCUUCUCGGCAAAGACCGGAGCGAACCCAGAGUCGUCUGUCGGCCUCAUGAGCAUGGGAGGCAACACCCCCGAGAUUCUCACAACGUUGACCACGGAUAUCGGCAAGAUUCUCGAUGGCCUACACAGGACGAAGAUAAAGGGCAGCUCGCAUUUCUCAACUGGCCUCAAUGUGGCCGCGUUGGCGCUGAAGCACCGCCAGAACAAGUCCCAAAAGCAACGGAUAAUCAUCUUCACCUGCAGUCCCAUCAAUGAAGAGGAGAAGGAGCUCACCAAACUCUCGAAGCGCAUGAAGAAAAGCGGCAUAAGCGUCGACAUCAUUGCAUUCGGCGAGCUCGGCGAGGAGACGAUUAAGAAGCUGGAGAAAUUCAGCGAGGCUUGCCAGGGCAACGAAGGGUCUCACCUCGCCGUUAUACAGCCCAGCUCAAACCUCCUCAGCGAUUCUCUUGUCACAACGCCUAUACUUGGCGGGGAUGGAAGCUCCGGUGGGGCAGGAGCCGGCGGCGCCAGCGGCGAAGGAGGCGACACGGGCGGCAACGCUUUCGAGUUCGGUGUUGACCCGUCGGUGGACCCAGAGCUGGCGUUGGCCCUGAGGAUGAGCUACGAAGAAGAAAAGGCGCGACAGGAGAAGGAAAAGAAGGCCAAGGAGGCUGCCGAAGGCAAGUCGGAGCUGGAGCAGAUAGCGGAGGAUGACGAGAAGCAGCCCCUCUUGGACGACCAAGGUCAGCCCAGCGGAAGCGGAAGCAAGGACAAAAAGGAUAAAGACGACCCAGACAAGAUGGAUACUGCAUGA
Molecule: messenger RNA, 897 nt
Organism: Trematosphaeria pertusa
Lineage: Eukaryota; Fungi; Ascomycota; Dothideomycetes; Pleosporales; Trematosphaeriaceae
Exons: 4
Coding region: 1-897 (298 amino acids)
Biological process (GO): proteasome-mediated ubiquitin-dependent protein catabolic process
Cellular component (GO): nucleus; proteasome regulatory particle, base subcomplex; cytosol
Molecular function (GO): polyubiquitin modification-dependent protein binding
Source: RefSeq, a predicted model, not a curated record